AGUCAUCCAAAUUAAUAUAUAAAGUAAUACUUGGUGGUGUCGAAGAUACUAAAGAGAGGAGGGGGAGGGUGGGAAGCUCGAAGGCAAAAAUCGAAUUGAGAGAGAAGAGAGAAGAUAGAUAGAGAAAGAUAGAGCGAGCUUGUCGUCGAAGGAAAAAAAAAAUUCACCAGGGGGGGAGGGUGAGAAUCGGACGAGAUAUCUUUGUCGCAGGGUAGAGGUAGUUUUCGAGGAACGACCCUCGAACGAGACAGAGAGAAAAUAAAGUAGAAGCUCUCGAAUCGUAGGAAAGAGAAAGAGAAAGAGAAAAAGAAAGAGAAAGAAAGAGAAAAAGAGAGAACGUCAAAGGACUCGCGCCGCCGGUGCCCGGGGGCGAGGAGGAGUCCUCGACGCGUGCCAGGCUGCUGAUCACAGGCACCGCAACUGCUAAGAAGAGGAAGAAGAGAGCGGAGAAGAUCGUUCGGAGAGCGUUCGGAGAGCGUUCGGAGGCCAAAGCGAAAGAAGAAGGGUCCUUCCGUUCGGGUGCUAGGGGUGUGCAGCAACCCUGGACCGAGGGCUCUCCCCACUCGAGAGUCUUUUUUAAAGUGGGCAAAACGCGGCCGCCGAGAGAAAAAGAGACGUCCUCGGGGCGAUGACAGGAUGCCUUCGUCUCUACUACCAGCCCGUAUUUAUUACGAAGGACCUCCGUCUGGUGGUGGUGGUUGUGUUGGUUCUGGUGCCGGUCCUGGUGCUCCUAAAAUCGCUAAGAAAAACAACGUAUCACGAAUCGCUAAUAGAAUCGCCCGAUACGUAGCCCUAAUUCUUCUACUGUUCGAACUUCGACGCGGCAGUUGUUUGAUGAGCAAUUCGGUCGAGGAUUGGGUCAGCGGCAGUGCCGUAGUUUGCAACGGAAUACCUGGAUUAACUAAGGAACAGCGUGAACUCUGCCACAGGAACCCGGACGUUACGGUAGCAGCACUCCAGGGAUUACAAAUGGCGAUAUUAGAAUGUCAGCAUCAGUUCAUGUGGCACAGGUGGAACUGUUCCUCUCUAACGCCGAGCAGCAGAACUCAACAGAGUAGCGUACUCCUGCAAAGAGGUUACAGAGAAACGGCGUUCGCUUACGCGAUAUCAGCGGCAGGUGUUGCCCAUAGCGUGGCACGAGCCUGCAGCAUGGGAAAAUUACUCUCCUGCGGAUGCGACCCGUCCAGCUACAAAGUCAAACCCCCGGCCAAGGCAAGGGGCACCCAAUGGAAAUGGGGUGGAUGUUCUCACAAUCUCGACUACGGCAUGGAGUUUUCGAGACAGUUCCUAGAUACCCGGGAGAAGGCUGGCGACAUACAAUCAACCGUUAAUUUGCACAACAAUCAAGCAGGACGUCUGUCGGUUGCGAGCAACAUGCAAGUAAGAUGCAAGUGUCACGGCAUGUCCGGUUCGUGCGAGCUGAAAACCUGCUGGAAAGUUGUCCCAGAUUUUCGAGUGGUCGGCAAGAUGCUCAAGGAUCGUUUCAGAAACGCCGUCCUGGUGGCGCAAAGUAAUCUCGGUAGCGUUACCCCAUUGGCAAGAGCGAGAGGUUCCAGGAGAAGGAGACCGGAUCGUCAAAGACAAAGACAGAAACAACAUCGCGAAAGGGGUGCCGGCCGUAAAAGGAAACCCCGCGAUCUAGCCAAACAACUUUUCUAUUAUCAAAAGUCACCGAACUUUUGUGAAAAGGAUCCGCCCGCUGACAUUCCUGGCACUACCGGACGUAGAUGCAACAAAACCAGCUCGGCCGGGGACGGAUGCGGUAGCCUAUGUUGCGGUAGAGGAUACAACGUUGUCAGGCAAAGGCGUACGGAAAGGUGCAAGUGCAAGUUUCAUUGGUGCUGCUUCGUUCAGUGUCAAAAUUGCACCGUCGAGGAAUGGAUCACCGUUUGCAAGUGAAACGCUCUAUGAAAGAAAGAAAAGAAAAAAAAAAA
Molecule: messenger RNA, 1934 nt
Organism: Polistes canadensis
Lineage: Eukaryota; Metazoa; Arthropoda; Insecta; Hymenoptera; Vespidae
Gene: Wnt10
Product: protein Wnt-10b-like
Exons: 4
Coding region: 637-1899 (420 amino acids)
Biological process (GO): cell fate commitment; neuron differentiation; multicellular organism development
Cellular component (GO): extracellular region
Molecular function (GO): cytokine activity; frizzled binding
Source: RefSeq, a predicted model, not a curated record